AAAUUCUGAGAGUUUCAUGUCUUUUUAAAAUUUUUAAACUUUUUUUUUAAUGAAAAUCAGAAAAUGUACACGCAAAACAGGCUUUAAAUGAACAAAAUUAGGUCAUAAGACAUAAAGAAGAAGAAAAAAAAACACAAUUGCAGAUACAAGACAGACAUAACUAUAAGUUGUACAUCAUUAACAUCAAUAAAUAAAUAUAAGUUAGAAAUCAAGAUGAAAAAUAUGAAACAAAAAAUAAAUAAAAUCAAUCUAAAUAAAUGCAGAAGGUGUUACUAGAUAUUAUGAAUCACUAAAUUGGUUGAACGAAUUAGCUAAUGUAAUAGCAAUAAUUUGAAGGUCAUUUAUGAAAUGAGGGAUGCAUUUCAAAAAUCUACACUUAUGAAUGAAGAAUUUUCCACAACAAAUAAGGUUGUUAAUUAAGUAGUAUUGCAUACAAUCUUUUUUAAAGACUCCAAACUUAAUUUGUUUAUAGUUAAGAAGGGGAGAGUUUCAUGUCUCUUCAUGUGAGAGUUUCACUUACUUCCCGGGUCCCUUCCGUCAUGAACCCAUAAAUUUACAUAAACCACGCCCCCGGAAACAUGCAACAAAGAGGGCGAGGCCAUGUUGUGCGUCUUUACAGGAGAGGAGUGAAAAGUUGUAGCCAUGCCGUCGAAACGGUGUUAUUUUCACCCAGCUAUCAAGUCUUCUGUGUUCGGGCUUCCUUCAGAUGCUGUAGUUCGUGAACAGUGGUUAACAUUUCUUUUUAAUUCUGUUCCUGAAGAUUACAAUCCUAAUGUAGCUGUCUGUGCUGCACAUUUUACGGAGGACAGCUUCCAGAAUCUGCACCAGUUAAAUGCCGGAUUCACACAGAGGCUGUUACUGAAACAUGGAGCUGUUCCCACUUUAAAACCAGAGGCAGCUGUUUUUGGGCCACAACCUUCAAUAUUUCAGCAAAGUCCAAGUACCCAAGAGUUCCCCGGUAAAUCUAUAGGUGUUGAAGUUGGAUGUCAGUCAGAAAGUGUGGCCACAGAAAUAUCGCCAAAUAUGCGAUCAGUGGGCACACAAAUUUCUACAGGCACAUUGAGGGAUUUCCACGUGAGGAGCAGAGGCAUUCAGGAAACAGUUUCUAGCCAAGAUGUUGGUACUGAAACAACAGUCAUGUUUCCAGAUGUGCAUCUGUCUUCGACGCAAAUAAAGGGCUCAAUGUUCAGACCAAGGAAGAGACCUCGUCUGAUGUUAGAGGAGGAGGAAAAGGAUGACACUGAAUCAGAAGUACAAGUGGAACCCCAUGAAUCGACAUAUAACCCCGAGUGUACUGCCACUGAGGAAUCUGAAUUGUCGAUAGAUCCCCAGACUAACUCCGGUGAAAGAAAAUACAUUGUUUUUGAAAGUUGCAUAAGAGAGUUAUUGGGGUCCUGCCCAAAUUGUAAGACAAAAUGUGCAGACCAAAUCAGGCAAAUGGGGACAUUUGUGGCAUUCACUCAGAUCUGUGAAAAGUGUCAGUACCACAGACAGUGGCAGAGCCAGCCCAUUGUAGGGAGUACACCAGUUGGUAACCUGUUACUGUCUGCUGCAACAUAUUUUACCGGUGGAUCCUUUGUUCAACUGCAGAAGAUUUUCAAGGCCAUGAACCUCCAAAUGACGAAAUAUAGCACUUUCAGGAAGCAUGCCAGGAAUUUAAUUGAGCCUACCAUCAUUCAUAAGUGGAACAGAGAUCAACUAAAUCUUAUUACACAGCUGCAACAGCAGGGAAAGAUCCCAUUAGCUGGAGAUAUGCACGCUGACACACCACGACACUCAGCCAAAUUUGGUAGCUACACUUUGAUGCAUGUGGAAACCAACAAAAUUCUGGAUCUUCAACUAAUUCAGAGCAGCGAGGUGGGAGGCAGUUACCACAUGGAAAAGGAGGGAUUAAAGCGUUGCCUGGAUAAACUGGAGUCUAAUGGUUUAGCUGUUGACUACAUAAUCACCGAUAGACGUCCACACAUUCAAAAGUACCUGAGGGAACGCAGUAUCACUCAGUUCUAUGACGUGUGGCAUUUUGAGAAAGGGUUGUCAAAGAAACUAGACAAACUUUCACAGAGAAAAGACUGCAAGGUGCUAAAGACAUGGUUGCACAGCAUAAAAAACCACAUAUACUGGAGUGCGACUUCCUCUGUGUCUGGGCCAGAAAAGGUGGCGAAGUGGACCUCACUGCUGAACCACAUUCAAAACGUGCAUGUUCACGAAAAACCCCUGUUCCCUAAGUGUGAACACCCGGACAGAGUUUCCAGGGAUCAAAAGAAAUGGUUCCAACCAGGAUCAGUGGAACUCCACAAAUUGGAAAAGGUGCUAAACAACAAAAGAGUACUGAAGGACGUAGAAAAACUCAGUCACCACUUCCAAACAUCGUCACUGGAGGCAUUUCACAGCCUUAUUCUGCGUUUCGCCCCAAAGAAAGGGGUUUUCCCGUUCAUAGGGAUGUUGUGCAGGUUGUAUCUCGCAGCCAUGCACUACAAUGAAAAUGCUGACCAUGACCAGGCAACAACAACUAUAGGACAGGCUGUGUUCAAAUUCCUUUUGCCUAAGUCAAAAAUGGGGGAAUGCACAGCAAAGCCAGUGAAAACCGAACCAGCAUACAACUAUGUCGAUGACCUUAUCAGUCUUCUGGUACAUAAAGUCUGUCUGGACCCUACGCCAUACACAGAAGAGCUGCAUGCAGUCCCGAUUCCACCACCUCCGUCUUCUCAGUUUGAGAAACCGUCAAAGGAAGAUGUGACUGCACGCCAUGUGUCCUGCUUCAGUCAAGGGAGGGCUGGAACCCAACAUACUGGCCAGUUGGAUCAGGAAACUGCUGGCGGAUCCGGUGAACAACACAGGACGAGAUGACAACCCUCAUAUCUCGUCCUAGCCAGUGCAGCAUUGCUCUCAUCUUGAAGACGAUCUACUGAUUCUCCAGUUUUCUCCUGUAUCGUCUGCGCCGUUCCAUCUUCUCUUGUUUCUUGACCUGCCGGUUCCAGUUACAUUGCAGGCCUUGUAUGAUAAGAUCAUCAGAAUUAAUUUCUAAUUUACCUGGUUCAGGGGCACCGCACGGAUUCUGUUCAGUUUAGUUCAGUUUUGUAUGUAAUGGCAAAGUGAUUAUUUCGUUUAGUUUUUUUAAUUUUUUUAUUAAAUUGGUUUAGAAAAAACGUUUGGAGCAUUUUUCUUUUUUUUCUUUCUUAAAGUAACGACAAAGCGGCCAGCGGCAGACCAGCAGGCUGAUCAUAGCCAUGUUUGAUCAAUUUAGCCUUCACAAAUACAUAAUUUCUUGAAUAGUUAUGUUCUUUGUGUUGUCUUGAUAAUCCAUUGCAUAUUAAAAUAGUAUAUUGUUACUGAAAUUAAAAUGGAUCAUUAUGAAACACUCAGUUUUGUUCCGCCUCACCUGUGAGAGCAGAGUUUUAUCCCUGUAUAAAUCUGAGUUUGUCUCAAAAGCCAUGAUGAGGAAAUUUUAUUAAACUCAAAUAUAGAGAUUCAAACAAAACAAUGUAAUCAUUUAUUUUUUAUUGAUUGCAGUGCUGACACUAAUGAUUAGUUAGUAGUUAGCUAAUACAGAUAAUACAGUAACGCAAACUGUUUUUUUCUUUCU
Molecule: messenger RNA, 3583 nt
Organism: Onychostoma macrolepis
Lineage: Eukaryota; Metazoa; Chordata; Actinopteri; Cypriniformes; Cyprinidae
Exons: 12
Coding region: 643-2847 (734 amino acids)
Source: RefSeq, a predicted model, not a curated record